GAUCCUGCUCACGUGUAUAGCCUGCCUGUCUUGUUAUUCCGUCCAUCUGCUGCUGCGCAGUGCCGGAGUCAUCGGUAUUCGAGCUUACGAGCAGCUCGGGCUGAGAGCUUUCGGUCAUCCAGGAAAAAUCAUCGCUGCCGUGGUCAUAACGCUGCACAACAUUGGAGCCAUGUCCAGCUACCUGUUCAUCGUGAAGUACGAGCUCCCGCUGGUCAUCCAGGCCUUCCUCGGCCAAACUUCAGCCUCUGAGAACUGGUUCAUGAAUGGAAAUUAUCUCAUCAUUAUCGUGACGAUCUGCAUCAUCCUCCCGCUGGCCAUGAUGAAACACCUGGGAUAUCUGGGCUACACCAGUGGCUUUUCACUCUCCUGCAUGGUCUUCUUCCUGUCUGCAGUGAGUUGUCCCCAAACCUUCAUCUCACACUGA
Messenger RNA from Nematolebias whitei (Rio pearlfish), 424 nucleotides. RefSeq names its product sodium-coupled neutral amino acid transporter 3. Lineage: Eukaryota; Metazoa; Chordata; Actinopteri; Cyprinodontiformes; Rivulidae. Gene Ontology annotation, molecular function: L-glutamine transmembrane transporter activity; glycine transmembrane transporter activity. The record is from RefSeq and is a predicted model, not a curated record. Gene Ontology annotation, biological process: L-glutamine transport; L-histidine transmembrane transport; serine transport.